UAAGGUGGACACCACAGUUGUUUAAGACUACUGGCUUUUGGAGCGCCGGAGCCGAGCCCGCGGCCGCCGCCAUGUCCCACCAGACCGGCAUCCAAGCAAGUGAAGAUGUUAAAGAGAUCUUUGCCAGAGCCAGAAAUGGAAAAUACAGACUUCUGAAAAUAUCUAUUGAAAAUGAGCAGCUUGUGGUUGGAUCAUGUAGUCAGCCUUCAGCUUCCUGGGAUAAGGAUUACGACGCCUUCAUUCUGCCCCUGUUGGAGGACAAGCAGCCAUGUUAUAUAUUAUUCAAGUUAGAUUCUCAGAACGCCCAAGGGUACGAGUGGAUAUUCAUUGCGUGGUCUCCAGAUCAUUCCCAUGUCCAUCAGAAAAUGUUGUACGCAGCAACAAGAGCAACUCUGAAAAAGGAGUUUGGUGGUGGCCACAUUAAAAACGAAGUAUUUGGUACAGUAAAGGAGGACGUGUCGUUGCACGGGUAUAAGAAGUAUCUGCUGUCCCAGUCUUCCCCCGCACCCCUGACCGCAGCGGAGGAAGAGUUACGACAGAUCAAAAUCAAUGUGGUACAAGCUGACGUUGGUGUGGACACGAAGCAUCAAACACUACAGGGAGUAGCAUUUCCUAUUUCCCGAGAAGCUUUUCAAGCUUUAGAAAAACUGAACAGCAGACAGUUGAACUACGUGCAAUUGGAAAUUGAUUUUAAAAAUGAAAUUAUCGUUUUGGCCAAUACGACAAAUACAGAACUAAAAGAUUUGCCAAAGAGGAUUCCCAAAGAUUCAGCACGUUAUCAUUUCUUUCUGUAUAAACAUUCGCACGAAGGAGACUACUUAGAGUCCAUAGUUUUUAUUUAUUCGAUGCCGGGAUACACGUGCAGCAUAAGAGAGCGGAUGCUGUACUCCAGCUGCAAGAACCCGCUGCUCGACAUUGUGGAAGGACAGCUGCAGAUGGAGGUGGUCAGAAAGAUCGAGAUAGACAAUGGGGAUGAACUGACUGCCGACUUCCUUUACGAGGAAGUACAUCCCAAGCAGCAUGCACAUAAGCAGAGUUUUGCAAAACCCAAAGGUCCUGCAGGAAAAAGAGGAAUAGGAAGACUUAUUAGGGGUCCAGCUGAAACAGAAGCGACUACUGAUUAAAACUGUUGUCUUAAACAUUGCAAUACUAGUUUUUAAAAUUUCAGCUUUUAGUACAGGAAAACUGAAAUCAUUCCGUGUUAUAUAGUAGAGAGAAAAAUUGUACUUUUUGAAGAAUAGCACUUUUCACUUCUAUGUUUUUAAAAUUAAUGUUAUAGCAGCUCAUGAUUUCUGUUUUUGAGUUAAAGCUAGAGUUUCGACAUAGGAUGUUUAAUUUUGUCGCAGUUUUCAUAGUGUUGAUUCCACACUUUCACAUGAUUCUUAAAAUUUUAUAUAAUUGCAUCAGCUUGAGAAAGCCUGACAUCUUAAAGUAGGGUAUAUUUCUUAUUACUCCUUAGUGAGACAUCUGUUUUUUUGCUUUUUCUUUUUAAAGAAGCAGGAAGACCUUAAAAUAUUCAUACUCCUUGCUGAAUAUGUUAUGGACCAGGUUAGGUUCUUUUCUAAGCUGAAAACUCAGUGUGCCUCAGAAAGGUGGGAAGUUGCCUACUCUAGGAGCAUGCCGUCAGACUGGGAGCGGGUCUGCGACUUUCACAAAUAAUGCUUUAUUGCAGCAGUUUUUUAGAUUUGACUCUUUGGGGUUUUUUUUAUGGCAUUAAGAUUGAUCAGCUCACUCUGAAACUAGGGUACCAGACAUUUUCUGUACUGCAGAAUUUCUGUUUCCAUUGACUUUACACGGUCUUAGUAAAUUCUUUCUGUAGUACUUUAAACAUAUGUUUCUUUGUAGAGUAAGUCAUUUCGUUCUAAGUACUGUAAAACCAAAUAUUUAUGUUCAGAUUAAAAUUUAAAUUGGUCUCAUUCAAAAGGAAACAAAGCUAAAGUAAAAAUGUUAAAAACUUUCAGAAUUUUUUUCUCCAGAACUGUGUAUUUAUAGGGAAAUUGUGUCCUUUAUCACUUUUUAGUAAAUAUGCAAAAUGAAAAUCGUUUUAAAGUCCUAGUGCUAAACAGCCUACCACAGAUAAACACUUAGCCUACAAAUCUUGUUUCAAUUUAGUACUUUAUUUCAAGACAUGUUUUCCUCUAGACUUGUAUCUUCAUUUACAACCUAGAGAGAUUUGAGCCUCAUAUUUCUUUGAUACUUGAAAUAGAGGGAGCUGGAACACUUCAUAUUUAAUCUGUUAAACCUGCUGCGGAGCCAUAACUGGGAGGAAUUUUCUAAGUGAACUGUGGGUAUCCAGGAUUUGGAAUUUCUCGACCCAAACUUCAUGCUGCAUAAAACAAAUGUUAGAAAUACACAUUUCAUAGUAUAAAAUACGAAGCAUUCAUUGCUAAAUCUUAAUGUCUAAGGUAAUACAUAUACCUUUCAGAAACUCCAUGUGUGUUGAAGUAAAACAUACAAUUAUGGUUUGACAGAUUCUUAAAAAAUAGAGUAUGUGUGUGGGGUUUUUUUUGUUUACAAAUAAUGAGACUAUUUAAACUUGCAGAGUAGUUACCAGUAAUGUUGCACUUGUUUACUAGACACACUAAGUUUUCCCUGGUGCGCAGACAGACGCGCACACCGACACCGCGCCGGGAGCCCUGGAGCCGCGCUGUAGGCCAGAGCUGAGGCUGUGCUUUGCAGUCAGGCCCGUCACCUGUCGGGAGAGUACAAGAUAGCUCACUAGUGAGGGUCUCUCCAGUGAGAUUCGUGUGCAGCUACACGCAAAAUUCCACUACACUACGGGACAGUAAAUGGACAUUCCAGAACACAGAUGUGAUCACAGCAUCUUAAACUAAUCAUUAGACCGAUGAUUGCUGAGAAUCAGUGAUGCGUUUGUUUUAGACUCUAACUCAUUGUUUAUAUUAUGUUUUAGGUGGCACUAGAUGGUGAAUAACGUUUUCCCAAUAAAUUUAUAUAGCAGUCAAAAAUUA
Chinchilla lanigera (long-tailed chinchilla) is the source of this 2969-nucleotide messenger RNA. Its product is annotated as twinfilin-1. The record is from RefSeq and is a predicted model, not a curated record. Gene Ontology annotation, molecular function: actin filament binding; actin monomer binding. The transcript has a single exon. Gene Ontology annotation, cellular component: actin filament; cytoplasm; myofibril. Lineage: Eukaryota; Metazoa; Chordata; Mammalia; Rodentia; Chinchillidae. Bases 72 to 1124 code for a protein of 350 amino acids. Gene Ontology annotation, biological process: regulation of lamellipodium assembly; positive regulation of neuron projection development; actin filament depolymerization.